Molecule: messenger RNA, 1104 nt
Organism: Trichomonas vaginalis G3
Lineage: Eukaryota; Parabasalia; Trichomonadida; Trichomonadidae
Product: GTPase protein
Exons: 1
Coding region: 1-1104 (367 amino acids)
Biological process (GO): signal transduction
Cellular component (GO): plasma membrane
Molecular function (GO): GTPase activity; GDP binding; GTP binding
Source: RefSeq, a predicted model, not a curated record
AUGGAAUACAACAUUAGAAGAUUCCAAAUGCUAAAGAAAAGUGAGUACUUAGAAUCAUUUUAUUUAAACAAUCAAAUGCCAACACGUCAGGUGAUUGUUGUUGGCGAUGAGAAAACCGGCAAAUCUGCUUUGAUUGAAAGAAUUCUUCAUAAAGAGUUCCUCGAAGAGUAUAUACCAACAAUCAUUAACAUUCAUUCAAAAGAAUAUGCAUAUAGAGCCCAAACAGCAGACUUAGAAAUUGUUGAAAUUGGUGGAGGAAUCAAUUCUACUGACUUAAGAUCGAAAUAUUACAGAGAUUGCGAUUUCGUUAUUAUCUGUUUUUCAUUGGCAGAUCAAUCGUUCUCGAAAAUAGGAAAUUGGGUGACAGAAAUCAACAGAGUACGUCCUAAUAUUACAAAAAUCCUCGUUGGAACUAACGGUGAUUUUUCAGAUCGAACUGUUCCAUUUAAUGCUGUUAAACAGUUUGUUUCAGUAAAUUACAUCAACAGAUACUACAAAAUUUCAUCUCGCGAUGAUGUAAACAUUCGAAAACUCGUCAGAAACGUUUUAAUUCCGAUCUUAUUCGAUCCAGACUCUUGCGACGAUCCACAUCCAUCUGAUGCCAGCAAUUUCAAAGUAUGCUUAUGGGGUCCUCCAGGAUCUGGUAAAACUGCGUUUAGAAAUACAUUAUGUGGUGGAACAAAUGAGCCAACGUUUUACUCAGAAUCACGAGCCAUUUUAAAGCUUUGUGAACGGUUUUGGAAUGUUUGUAUUGGCGAACAAUACGAUGGAUGUGAUGAAUUAAGAAAUUUAACUUUAGAUGGCUGCAACAUCCUUCUUAUUACCAUUGAUUUAACAGAUAAAAACUCUAUAGGAAGAGUCCUCUCUUAUGCAUGCCCUGCAAACUUCCCAAUUGUUAUUGUUGGCUUGAAAUCAGAUAUUUACGAUGCAGAAGAUCCAAAUGCAGUUGACAAUGAAGAUAUUAAUGGAUUAAUCACUGCAACAAAGGCAAUAUUAUAUGCAGAAGGCAAUGCAUGCAAUUUGAACGAUUGUAAUCAAAUUCUCGAAGAAUCAAUGGCUGCUGCUCUUAGCUGGUUUGAACAACAGAACAAAAAUACUAACUAG